Stereum hirsutum FP-91666 SS1 is the source of this 1065-nucleotide messenger RNA. RefSeq lists its product as uncharacterized. The record is from RefSeq and is a predicted model, not a curated record. Gene Ontology annotation, molecular function: acetate transmembrane transporter activity. Gene Ontology annotation, cellular component: plasma membrane. Lineage: Eukaryota; Fungi; Basidiomycota; Agaricomycetes; Russulales; Stereaceae. The transcript is spliced from 8 exons. Bases 1 to 1065 code for a protein of 354 amino acids.
AUGGCCAACGUUCCAAACCCAUCCUCAGGAUACGAAGUCAGAGACACCUCACCCAUCCGAGCUCGGGACAGCGUCGCCUACUCUACCCCUUCUCACAACUGCGAACCAGAGAAGGGUCACAGUCACAUUUCUCACCAAGAUAACCUUCACCCCGCCGUCAAUGGCAUCCACACGCACGGCCUUGCUCCCUCCCCAACGCUCAACGACAGCCUGCUGCACCGCACCGGCACGACCGGCACUGUCCAUCUCUCCACCGAACAGUAUGAACGUCUCCUUCUUGGGCAAGCAGCCGGAGGAAACCUUGGGGGAAACUACGGUGGAAACACUCAGGGGACGCAGGGCACGGUGACCAGACGCUUUGGUAGUCCGACUGUGUUGGGGGUUAUCAGUUAUCUGAUGGUGUUGACCCCAACGGCGUGCUUCUUCAUGGAGUGGGCGGGAACUGGGCCAUCGAGUCUGAUCACGAUCAUUGGGGACUUCUACUUCUUGGGCGGUUUGGGGAUGGUUAUUGCGGGCGUGAUGGAAUGGGUUCUUGGAAACACGUUCUCAAUGGUUGUAUUCAUCACCUACGGUGGCUUCUGGUUGAGCGUCGGUGUCUUCAAUGACCCAAUGCACGGCGUUGCCUCCGCACUUGCUGAUGGUGGUAACAACCUCGAAUACAACCACGGAGUCAUGUUUUACUUUGCGUUCUGGUCCUUCCUUUCAUUCCUCUUUAUGGUCGGGUCUGUGAGGACACACAUGGUCAACGUCUAUAUCUUCUUUACACUCGGGAUGUAUUACGCUUUCAUUUCCGCUGGAUUUGGAGCUUUCGGUGACGGCAAUUCCAGGCUUGGUACUCGACUCCUGAAAACCGGAGGAGCCUUCGCUUUUGCGGAUGUCGUAGGUGGUUGGUACCUCGCCCUCGCCCUCAUCUGCGAAUCCGUCGAUAUGCCGUUCCGACUUCCUCUCGGUAAUUUGUCCAAUUUCUUGAGACGCAAGGACGGCCUGAGUGCACGAUCGUCGACGAAGAAUCAGGAAGAUUUCACAACGAAUGGUCACAAUGGCCACGUUGGCCACGUUGUCUAG